Molecule: messenger RNA, 240 nt
Organism: Monoraphidium neglectum
Lineage: Eukaryota; Viridiplantae; Chlorophyta; Chlorophyceae; Sphaeropleales; Selenastraceae
Exons: 3
Coding region: 1-240 (79 amino acids)
Biological process (GO): mitochondrion organization; chaperone-mediated protein complex assembly; protein catabolic process
Cellular component (GO): mitochondrial matrix
Molecular function (GO): serine-type endopeptidase activity; single-stranded DNA binding; ATP binding
Source: RefSeq, a predicted model, not a curated record
AUGAAGGAGCAGCGCCGCAUGAUCCUGAUGGAGCAGCUCAAGAGCAUCAAGAGGGAGCUGGGGCUGGAGCGGGACGACAAGGCCGCGCUCAUCGGCAGGUUCCAGUCGCGCUGGGAGCCCCGCAAGCCCUUCGCGCCAGAGGACGUAUCACGGGUGGUCCAGGAGGAGCUGGACAAGCUGGCUGGGCUGGAGCCCGUGAGCCCAGAGUUCAACGUCACCCGUAACUACCUGGACUGGUGA